Spodoptera litura is the source of this 1058-nucleotide messenger RNA. It is a transcript of the gene l(3)87Df, whose product is annotated as cytochrome c oxidase assembly factor COX20 lethal (3) 87Df. Gene Ontology annotation, biological process: mitochondrial respiratory chain complex IV assembly. Lineage: Eukaryota; Metazoa; Arthropoda; Insecta; Lepidoptera; Noctuidae. Gene Ontology annotation, cellular component: mitochondrial inner membrane; mitochondrion. The record is from RefSeq and is a predicted model, not a curated record.
GUCAUGUCAAUGAUGGCUUAUUACGUCAACGUCAAAGUUUUAAGGUUAGGUUAUUGUUGCUAUUGUGAAUUUUUUCUUAAUGAUAAUAAUUAUUAACUCAUAAUCCUCCCGUCUAGUUUUCUGAAAGAAUAACUAGCAAUAUCCUAAAAAUAUGGAUACAGUAGUUAAGAGUUUGCUUGAUGAGGAGCCUGAAGAAGAAAAAAAGGGACUAGUAAUAUUUGGUAGGGAUGUGUCCAAAAUACCAUGCUUCAGAGAAAGUUUUCUGUAUGGCAUUUCAACUGGAAUAGGUGUUGGUUUAGCGGCAUUCAUUAAAACAUCUCGGCCUAUGUUAUCGCAGCACAUAGGUGUGGGAACAUUUUCAAUGACUACUAUGGUGUACUGGUGUUACUGUAGGUACCAAUGGUCUAAACAACGAUUUGAUGCUCAAUUAUUACAAGAUGCAUUGAAAGACAAAAUUCUCUAUGAAGGUACUAUGGUCGAAAAAGAACUUGAACAGAAAGGUGUAUUAAAAUCAGCUUAGGACUGUAACUAAAUAAACCACCAAACUUUGUAAGUAGUUCAAUAAAAAAGAUUUUAAUUUAUGUUGAUGUUGCAAGUAACAUUUUAUUCAUACUGGUUAAAACGUGUUACUUAAAAGUAUAUGUAUAAUAUUAUAUUAUUUUAUCCUGUAUUAUAAUAAAAUAUUUGAAUUGUUAUUGUUACUGUACAAUAAAGCUUGUAAUAGAUUUAGGACAAAAUGUAUUUUUUAUCAAAUAGCUUUUGAACCUAGUUUUCUAGUUAAAUCCAGAUAAGUACUGCCAUGUUUAUGAUUUUUUGUGUAACCAACCAGUACUCAUUAAAAUUAAUAACACUUGUAUUUUUUACUCCCAGUUUUGUAGAUAACUUUGCAUUUUGUUUGAAGCUGUAUAAAUCAUGUUAAUCAGUUGUCUUCAAGAUAACAUAAACUAAACAAGCAGAUAAUGCUUUGUGUAAAUUAUGUACAAGUAUUGAAAUGUAUAUUUAGAUGUUAGUGUAGUUAAUUAAAAUUGUCAUUAUAAUUAAAUGUUUAUUAUUUACGC